AUGGAGGAACAAGAAGAUAUACAGGACCUGAGCUCCCAGGACGCAGAUGACGACUUUGAACGACGCAUGAUACAAAAUGCGCGCGACGAACGGCGAUUGAAGGAGGCGCUGCACAGCAGCAGCAGAGUGCACGCCUUCAGAAAAGCGCGGACACAACCACGCGUCGGCCUGACCUUGGACAACCUCGAGCGGAACAAUGCGCGCAACCAUGCCGUCACCGAAACGAAUGCGCACGUGAAGUUCCAAAGUCCUCCCAGCAGCAGCGGCUCGGCGCGCUCCGAUCCUGCCAUCCACGCGCCGGCCGGAUGGGGCAGGAAGAGCAGGUCGAACCGCAACUGGAUGAGAACAAUCACAUACGAUGAGCAAGCACAGACGCCCCCACCCGCAGACGAAACGGUGAAUGGCCUCUACGAUGACCACAUGGACGACGACCGCGCACGACCGUCCAUCGAGGACAGUCCGCUGUCGCAUAAGAGCACGCCGCGCCAUGAUCGCUCUGCCGAAUGGGACCUGACUUUUGAGCUGAACGAAGCUUCUAUUAUUGCUUCUACGCCGUACAUACCACGAAAUACUAUGCUAGACGACAUACGACAGAGAGAGGCGGAGAGUUUGAAGGUGGAAACUGUACCAGAGAGCCCGUCAGAAAGCACGCGCCGCCCGCAAUUACCACCACCUUCGAAGGAUGCAGAUAUUGCGGAACCUCCAGCGCAGGGAUCAUCAUCACCUGGGAAGCGCCUACGGACGAGAACGAAUUCGUGGCAGGCGAUUGGAAAGUCGCAGCCAGUCACUGGCACUGGCAAGGAAACUUCGCCUGUAGCCGUGUACAAGACGAGCACCGAGACUGUGAGCGUGUGGGAACAAGAGGCGGUUUCGGGGACAAGAUCACGGCCGUCAAGACCGUUGCGACACCGCAGAGAGGACUCACAGGACCUGCUUCGACGGCUAGCGAGGGCGUCGAAUACUCCAAGCCCAGGACGGUCAGAAGCGUCACGCCCUCAAACUGCGCCAGCAAGCCAGUUGAGCAGCGCAUCACAGCCCAUAGCGACCGAAUCACGGCCGGCUUCGGCUCAUAUCGAGCAGCAUACAUACAAACAGGAGCCGGAACCAGAAACGCCCACUGAGCCUGUAUCAGCUGCGCAUCAGCAGGAGCAAGAGGAGGAAGCAAAGGAUACGUCGAAAGAGCCUAUGGCGCCUUCAGUACCAGUGCCAGGGAGGAAAGUAGAGGACGUUGAUGUCACACCAAUGCCAACAGAGCGACGGCCACUCGAGGCCAAAACACCAGUAGUGACGGGCGCUUGGGUGGACACUCCAGGGCCUCGGACCAUACGGAAGCACAUCAGCAUCGCUCGAUCGCCGUCACAGUCACCGAAGAAGAGCUCGCCACAGAAGAACAGAAGUCCUCAGAAGUCCAAGGCAUCUGCAGUAGAAGAAGUUGUCGAGGCUCCAGUCCCCGAAGCAGUCCGGCCUCAGCUUCCUAGAUCCGCAUUACAAGCCCUCGUCCAGGAAGCCAAGGCGCACGGCAGGCGAGAAUCAGCGGACUUUGGCGACUCAACAAUCAAUUCACUCGAGGACCUGAUUUCAUCACCGCCCGAGGGCGAACUCGACGAAGACACUCUCCUCGGCCUCCAACUCCCCACGAUCACACCCCGCAACGACGCCGAACGACAACGCCAGCAAGAACUACUGCACCUCCACCGCAUGAACGACCGUCUGCGCGCUGCCCGAACCAGCAUCAGAGACGCCAGCCGGGGCAUGAAGCGCGUGGAAGACCGCGUCGAGCACAGCGAAGAACUCACUGACGGCGAGAAAUCCAUCCUCUCCUGCCCGUGCGCUGCAUCCGGCCACCACUCCUCCCUCCUCCAAAAAUUAAAACAACUUUUUUGGAACCCAGCACUCAAGAGCAAACGAGCGGGUACUAGUUGGCGCACACUCGGCGGCCUCACGACACUAAGCAUCCUACUCCUGAUAUUAUUCACAUGGUGGGUCAGCGAGGAAAUCGCAUGCGAAAUGUACUGUCAGCACCCGUAUGCAAACUUCUCGCCGUAUCGCUUCUCGGUGAAUGAAAACGCCCCGCGCUUUCCGUUCGUGAUCCCGACGCUCGUGUCUCGGAACUUAUUUUGGUGGAUGCCAAGUCCGGUGUGGAGUGGAUAUGAGGCUGCUGCGGCAUUGCAACAAGGCGCGAGGAGUACGGCGGCGGCGUGGGAGGCGCGCAGCCAUGUCGCUGAGGAAGUUGUGUGGGAUCAGAGUAUGUUGAGGGAUGAAGUUAUUCGAUAG
Parastagonospora nodorum SN15 is the source of this 2274-nucleotide messenger RNA. RefSeq lists its product as hypothetical. The coding region runs from base 1 to 2274 and encodes 757 amino acids. The record is from RefSeq and is a predicted model, not a curated record. Lineage: Eukaryota; Fungi; Ascomycota; Dothideomycetes; Pleosporales; Phaeosphaeriaceae. The transcript has a single exon.